This is a messenger RNA of Linderina pennispora, 1420 nucleotides long. RefSeq lists its product as uncharacterized. The transcript has a single exon. The record is from RefSeq and is a predicted model, not a curated record. Lineage: Eukaryota; Fungi; Kickxellomycota; Kickxellomycetes; Kickxellales; Kickxellaceae. The coding region runs from base 144 to 1262 and encodes 372 amino acids.
CUGCUGCAGCCUGCUGCUGCCGGCAUUGCUGGGGCAGGCGCAUCACUCGACGGCGACAAGGCCGACAGUGCCCGCGUACUAACGCCACCCACGAGCACGGGAGGAAUCUCGCCAGCAGCAGCAACAGGCAUCGCUAGGCAGCAAUGCCGGUGUGUUUGGCCGGCUGCCGGCCAACGGACCUCGGGCGACAGGCAAUCUCGACGCUGGACGGCUGGGAGCUGCAUCGCACGUCUCAUCUGCAGCAGGCAAUGCAGGGCGGGGGUGGAGCGCACAGUCGUACGCACAGCCGCACUGCGAGCUACGGCACAUCACUGCUCGACACGCUUAACGAGGAGAAACAGCUCCACCAGCAGUGGCUGCCUCCCCAUUCAUCGGUGGCCGCCCAGCGCUCGCGCUUUGGCCAUGGCCGCUCGGCUACCGGCGGCGGCGCGGGUGAUCUAGGCACCGGUGUGAUUGGCAGUGGGAUCCCCGCAACCAACCCGCUAUCGCACCAGCGCCACUUCACCUUGACCUCCACCACUGGCGGCGUGGGGCUCCAGUCGACUUCGCCCUUCUCUCUCCAGUCCCAGCCCGACGGCAUCAUGCGCCCGGUGGCUUCGUCAGCUACCCCGCCCAGCGUCUCCGGAGCGGGCGCCAGCACUGGCCAGCAUGUCCGGGCCCACACCCUGACUGCAUCGCCGCCAGGGUUUGGUCGUACCGCCGGCGGCAGCGGCGGCAGCAGUCUGCUCAAGCACCCGCUUCCCACCAACGCGUCGGGUAUUCUAGGCGCCCACUCGCGGCUCAACUCGCUGUCAGGCACCUCGAGCUCCAACCUUGUACCUAGGCAUCCCAGCCAACUUGGCCAACGCCAACCUGCUCGCCUCGUCGCUGCGAAACUCGUACUCAGUCCAACUCGCUGCACUCGGCGUUUGCCCGCCGCAGCUCGCCAUCGCCGCUGUCACAGGAUCGCGAUGUCUCGGCGUCGUCCUAUUGGCAACGGCUCGUUUGACUUUGUGCCAGCACUAGACGAGUCCAGCGUCUGGGGACCCUCGCGCCUGUCCAACGAGCUCGAUCUGCUGUCACUCCACGACGGCAGCAUCACCGGUAACAGCAAUGCCAUGGAUGACUCGUUUGCACGUGAGCUGACCGCAGCUGAGGUUGCGGAUGCCAACUCGCGCAUCCGCUCGUACAGUUUCAACAGCCCGCCCGACGGAAUCGAGGAGGCCGACGAUGCCGACAUUGAUGUGCUCACGCAGCAGCUACCUCGCAGAACCCUGCUCUAGCCUUCCGCAAAAUGAUGGCCCGCACGCACGCCCGGUCCAAAACCCUGGCCAACCCGUUCGGCGGCGAGAGCGAUCUGGACUACGCUCUAGGCUUCCAGCAGACACAGCAGCAGCGGUACGGCCUGCCGCUGCACAUGCGCAAUCAGAGCAACGCCUUC